Messenger RNA from Trypanosoma brucei brucei TREU927, 2067 nucleotides. RefSeq lists its product as hypothetical. Lineage: Eukaryota; Euglenozoa; Kinetoplastea; Trypanosomatida; Trypanosomatidae. The coding region runs from base 1 to 2067 and encodes 688 amino acids. The record is from RefSeq and is a predicted model, not a curated record. The transcript has a single exon.
AUGAUCAAAGGGAGUGAUCCGCUGCACCAUGGCCUAAGUGAGGGGGCCGGCGGCAAUAGUCGCGGCGAUGAGAAUGACACGGUAGUUAAUAGUAAUGUUGAAGUAAUGUGCCUAGAUAUGUCGCGAUCGUCGUUGCUGGCAAACAGCACGAAGCCGCCGUCAUCUUCUUGCAGCGACACCCCAAGUAGUUGCAGUGACUCCAACAUGAGUGGGAUUGAUUUUUAUUGUCGACAGGUACCCAUAUUCUCUCAAGGAGUUGGUGUGGAUUACUUUGUUAACGGUAUGGGGGGAUAUGAAGGUCAUUUGCACCAGCAACCGCAAGGAGGGGAACUGGGAUUCGAUCAAAGGAAUAAGCAAGGUGGAAAAUCAUCUUCAUCACCAUCAAACUUUCAUCACAAUGUGAAUGAGGAGUGUUCAGCAACCGUAGCUACGCGUUUAGCAGGUGGGCUGAGCGAUGAUUGCUCGGGAAACAAUACAAGACGUAGAAACUUCAACCAUUCGAUGUGCAAUUCGCCAGAGUUGCGAUCAUGUGGCGACGAAUACGCUGCAGAAGCUCGUCGGAAUGUGCCUGGAUCAAGUAGAGGUGUAAUGGCGGCCGUAUCGCAAACACAAUCCCUUGGAAAAAGGAAAAUUGCUGAAGGCAACGUUCAGGCUAACCUUCCACUUCUCCGUGUGAGUGAUUGUGGCACGAAGACAGUUCAUAUAAUCCCUCUCGGCAACACAAAUGUCACAAGUCAGUUUAAGUGUUCGUGUUGUGAUCAUGUUUUUGAGUUAUCGUUUGUUACGAAUCAUGCAGAUAGUUCAGCAAAGGAAAAAGAUCAGGAGAGAGGACGAAAUACUGAGGUAGGCUUAACGUGCACAUACGGUAAUGGAUUAGAUUCUAAUACUGGUGAGGCAACCGCGGUUGACAGAAGUGCUGAAUUCUUGUUUCGUCAACAACCCGAUCGCGAAUCAACUUCAUUAUCACUUCUUGGAAUGAAGUUUGACAAGGGUUUCAGAGUGAGCGCUGGCUCCGUCCGUGGUAAUUACGGUUCCCACCCAGUGCAAAACGAAACCAAUGCAUCUCAGGGAGCCGUUCGUCACUCGCUUGAAGAUCGUCGACGACGGUAUCAGAGUGGAAGAUUUUCGCAGGGAACACCAAAGGAAAUAAAAGCUAACGACUCACUUUUCCCUUCGUUACCGACAUUUAGUCCAACCUCGUUUGUUCGUGCGUACGUCGGUGAGGGAAACCUGCCAUGGGAAGCAACCUUGGACAACGUACCCGCCGUUACAGUUUCCUGUUGUGUCGCCGCCUUGAACCUUAUCGCUGUGCAAUUCCUGCGGCAUCACGUUAUUGAUACGCGUGAUCAUUUUUGUCUUUUUGCCACGGGAACGUAUAUGAUAUUUGCUAGCUAUUUUGUUGCCUACUACUUUCUUGGGCACUACACGGAGUCAUUCCGACGCAUAUCCCGUGAUAAACAGUUUUACAUCAUUGCUAACCUUAUCAAGGCCGGUAUUCUUGCCUCGCUUGUGCCGUUCGCAACACUGCAUCUAAGUCGCAUUAUUUUGUUUGAUGAGUGGGACACCAACACACUCCGCAAUCUGGGCUGCAUAUACACCAUACCGGAUUUUGUAUCUAUGCUUAUUGUAAAACGCAUGAGUUGGUCGACGUGGACCCAUCACUUAUGUGUCCUGUUGUUUAACUUCUUUAGCACAAUGAACGAUUACACACAAGAAAACGUCUGUCGCUGCGUUGUCGUUUAUGCAGCAUUUUCCACGUUUGCGUACUGCGUGAAUGUAUUGCUUGCUUCGCGUUUUCUAGGUGUUAAACCAGGCGUUGCGCGGAUACUUUCACAUGUUUCAGUCGUGGCAUAUUUGUUUUUCUGCGGAUUGAAUUGGGUUUGGCAAACAUAUUACAUUCACCGGUUGCUGUACGGUGGCAAUGGCCACUGGACCGUUUACGUGUAUAUCGCUCUUGUGGGACUGGUGAUGUACGACGAUGUAACGCUUUGCCAAUGGCUGAUUCACAACGCAAGGAACACAGCAUUCGCGGCUGCACAUCACAAAGAACAACGACGAAGGCAAUGA